Molecule: messenger RNA, 837 nt
Organism: Neurospora tetraspora
Lineage: Eukaryota; Fungi; Ascomycota; Sordariomycetes; Sordariales; Sordariaceae
Exons: 2
Coding region: 1-837 (278 amino acids)
Biological process (GO): regulation of transcription by RNA polymerase II
Cellular component (GO): nucleus
Molecular function (GO): DNA-binding transcription factor activity, RNA polymerase II-specific; zinc ion binding; RNA polymerase II transcription regulatory region sequence-specific DNA binding
Source: RefSeq, a predicted model, not a curated record
AUGGUCCGCACAGUCUACCCUUGCGCUUUCUGUAGCAGCUGCUACCUCAAUGAGCGUGAUCUCGACGAGCAUUGCGAGGCCGAGACUGACUACUGGUCCAGCCCCCAUCGGCCUGGUGACGAAGCGUUUGGCUGCAACAUUUGCCAUUUGUGGUGGGACGACGAGGACUUUUGCCUGGAACAUAUGGAGGAAGAGGAUCACUUUGGCUUUGAGUGCCGUUGCUGCUACCAUUUCUCUCGCAGCAAGGACGCCCGCAUCAAGCACGAAGUUGAGAAACACUUCUUUUGUAAAGAGUGCGAUCGCUUCUUCAACAACAUCAACAGCAUCAAGCAGCACCUCAACUCCCGCACCCACCGUGGCCAAGAAAUCAAAUGCCCCUUCUGCCCCAACAGCUAUACUACCGCCACGGGCAUGACCCACCAUCUCGAGAGUGGAAGCUGUCGUAACGCACCCUCGCUGAACCGGGACUCCAUCUACAAGUUCGUCCGGUCCAAGGACCCGAGCGGCUUGAUCUCGAAGAAACUCAUCGGCUGGGAGGGUACCUCCCAAACGACGCUCACCUGUACCGAUCGGGCCUGGAACGGGCGCCAGUGGGAGUGUUAUCUGUGUCACAAGGGGUUUGGGACCAGCCAUGGGUUGAAUCAGCAUUUGAAUUCGCCAGCUCACCAACAAAACCUGUACCACUGCCCCAACCGCAGCAACUGCCGCCAAGACUUCAGGACCUUGGCUGCUAUCAUCAACCACCUUGAGAGCGAGAAGUGCGGUGCUAUGCGGUUUGAACAGGUGCAGAGGAAUAUUCAUGGGAUGGUUAGUGGGAAUCGGUUGAUUGGGUAUUGA